This is a messenger RNA of Aspergillus affinis, 603 nucleotides long. Its product is annotated as kinetochore Spc24 family protein. The transcript has 3 exons. Lineage: Eukaryota; Fungi; Ascomycota; Eurotiomycetes; Eurotiales; Aspergillaceae. Bases 1 to 603 code for a protein of 200 amino acids. The record is from RefSeq and is a predicted model, not a curated record.
AUGCUCCUCGACGAAAGCCCCGCCACUCUGAUCCACCACACAAUCGGCAACUUCAACAUCCACCCCGACAAACAAGCCGUCACGCGCAUCAAUGACUCGCUCGCCACCCUCCAGCAGUCGCGCGACCUGCGCAUGCGCGAAGCCGAAACCUCCAUGAAGAAACUGUCGCGUCACCUCCACUCACUGAACGCGCAGCACGAGGAGGCCGUCGCGGUGCACGACGCCGGCAAACACGCCGCCGAGAUGGUCGAGCUGGACACGAAGAAGUUCCGCAUCGCGAAGGCCGCCACAGAGUUGGAGAUUGAGAGCGAGAGGCUGGAGAGCGAGCUGGAGAUGCUGAAGGAGCGGUUGGCGGAUCUGGAGGCCCAGGGAUUGGAGGGCGACGAGGGGACGAGGCGGGAGAGAGAGAUGGACGAUGCGACGAUUCUGCGAUUGAAAAUCUACCGGUCGCUCGGAGUGGAUAUCGAGGCCGACAAUGCGGGCACUUUCAACAAGGCGGUCAUUCGCAACAGUCGCAAGGGCGAUGUGCACGUUGUCAACAUCGAUCCGAAGUUCUCGCGCUUCUUCUACUCGAAUUAUUUCUGGUCGACCAUGCAGGGGUAG